Messenger RNA from Pseudophryne corroboree (corroboree frog), 4156 nucleotides. It is a transcript of the gene UBE3C, whose product is annotated as ubiquitin protein ligase E3C. Lineage: Eukaryota; Metazoa; Chordata; Amphibia; Anura; Myobatrachidae. The record is from RefSeq and is a predicted model, not a curated record. Gene Ontology annotation, biological process: ubiquitin-dependent protein catabolic process; protein polyubiquitination. The transcript has 24 exons. The coding region runs from base 233 to 3475 and encodes 1080 amino acids. Gene Ontology annotation, molecular function: ubiquitin protein ligase activity; protein binding.
GGCAGGGUACAGUCACAAGCUGGGGUGCGGGCGCCUUUCCGGCAUGAGUCCUAUGUGGACAUGUCGCAGCCUGUGACCCUUCCUUGUGUCACACACUAUCGCUACUGCUGAGUCAUAAAAUGUGACAGGGGCCCCAGAGUUGUUGCUAUUCAAAGGAAGUUGCCCUUGCUGAUGAUGUCAUCCAGUGACCAACCAGAAUCGCCAUUUGGUCUAGAUGGGAUAAACUGUAGCCAUGUUCAGCUUUGAGGGUGACUUUAAAACCAGGCCAAAGGUGUCACUGGGAGGAGCAAGCAGAAAGGAAGAAAAAGCAUCUCUUCUCCACCGUACCCAGGAAGAACGUCGUAAGAGGGAGGAAGAAAGGAGAAGGCUAAAGAAUGCAAUAAUCAUCCAGUCCUUUAUUAGAGGCUACAAGGACAGGAAACAGCAAUACUCCAUCCAAAGAAGUGAAUUUGAUAACUGCGCCAACUCGCCCACUUUCAACGUGACUGCAGAUGGAAGCACACUUUCACUUCUAGUGCGGAAACUGCUCUUUUUCUAUACACAGAAUGAGGAUUCAAAGCGCUUGAUCUGGAUAUGUCACAACCUGAUAAAACACAAUUCUCAGUUUGUGCACCAGCUGACUGGUCCAGACAGACUCACUUGUCUGUAUCAGAUCAAGAGACUGUUGGGGUUAUGUUGCAGGUUAUUACAGCAUUGUCAUGACGACAGCCUCAAUAUUGCACUACCUAUGCGGAUGGUUGAGGUCUUUUCCUCAGAGAACACAUAUCUGCAUGUUCUACCAGAUGCCAUCAGCGUGGCUUCAUUAAUUGAACAAAUUUUGCACUACAUGAUUCAAAAAGGAUACUACCGGUCGCUCUACUUGUUGGUUAACAACAGACUUCCAUCCAGCAUUGAAUAUAUAGAUGUCUUUAAAGUUCCCAUUGCAAAGAUUCUAUUAGAAAAUAUUAUGAAACCAUUGCACUUUAUGUACAACUCCUGCUCUGAUGGUGCAAGGCAACGUGUUUUCUCCGCCUUUACCAGAGAAUUCCUGGCUGCACCUUACACAGAUCAGAUCUUCCACUUAAUCAUUCCAGCACUGGCGGAUGUACACAAUGCUUUCCCGUAUGAACGCUAUCUGAGUGCGCUGCUAGAUGAAAAACGUCAGGGUCCUCAGAAAUGUGACCAGGCUCCCUGGCUUUUCUAUGUUGUGCUGACAGUUGGGGAAACAUACCUAGGCACUUUGUCAGAGGAGGGAAUGCUUCUGUACUUGAGAGUACUUCAGACUUUUCUCUCUCAGUUACCAGUCUCUUCUGCUACAAACCAGCAAGAACUAAAUAGCGAUUCUGAAGAUGAGGACGAAGAUAUCAGCAAAAUGGUCACCACCAUUGGUGAUGGCAAGAUAUCCGUGCAAUAUAUCACAGAAGAGUGCCUAAAGAGACUGGAUACUAAACACCAGACAAACACCCUGCUCAACAUGGUAUGGAGAGAUUCUGCCAGUGAGGAGGUCUUCACUCUGAUGGCCUCAAUCUGCCACACACUAAUGGUGCAACAUCGCAUGAUGGUUCCAAAAGUCAGACUGCUUUACAGUCUAGCCUUUAAUGCUAGGUUUUUAAGACACCUAUGGUACUUAAUUUCUUCAAUGACAACAAAAAUGAUUACAGGAUCCAUGGUGCCACUCCUCCAGGUGAUUUCAAGGGGGUCUCCAAUGUCAUUAGAAGACUCUAAUCGGAUCAUCCCGCUGUUUUAUCUGUUCAGUUCAUUAUUUAGUCAUUCCCUUAUUUCUAUACAUGAUAAUGAAUUCUUUGGUGACCCCAUUGAAGUGGCUGGACAGAGACAAUCAUCAAUGAUGCCUUUCACAUUAGAAGAGUUAGUCAGUCUAUCCCGCUGCUUACGAGAUGCUUGUUUAGGAAUCAUCAAGCUGGCCUAUCCGGAGACCAAGCCGGAGGUGCGGGAGGAAUACAUGGCGGCCUUUCGGAGCAUUGGAGUCACCACCAAUGUUGAGAUGUUGCAACGUAUCCAAACAGAACAAAAACGAUGGAUUCAGUUAUUCAAGGUGAUUACAAACUUAGUAAAGAUGUUAAAGUCUCGGGAUACCAGGAGGAACUUUUGUCCGCUCAAUCACUGGUUAUCAGAACAGGAGAACAUUAAAGCUGAUAAAGUUACCCAGCUUUAUGUACCAUCUGCUAGACAUGUGUGGCGGUAUCGGAGAAUGGGGAGGAUAGGACCUCUACAGUCUACUUUAGACGUGGGUAUGGAGCCAGCACCCCUGUCAGUUUCAGAAGAGAGACAGUUAGCAAUAUUAACCGAACUUCCAUUUGUAGUUCCUUUUGAAGAAAGAGUAAAGAUCUUCCAAAGACUGAUUUAUGCGGACAAGCAAGAAGUUCAAGGGGAUGGCCCAUUUUUAGAUGGAAUUAAUGUUACCAUCAGGAGAAAUUAUAUAUAUGAGGAUGCAUAUGACAAAUUGUCACCUGAAAAUGAACCUGAUCUCAAGAAGCGAAUCCGUGUCCAUUUACUUAACACACAUGGUCUGGAUGAGGCUGGGAUUGAUGGUGGUGGAAUAUUUCGAGAAUUUUUAAAUGAGCUGCUGAAAUCUGGAUUUAAUCCUAACCAGGGAUUUUUUAAAACUACUAAUGAGGGUCUGCUGUACCCCAAUCCUGCAGCACGAAUGCUCGUUGGAGACUCCUUUGCCAGGCACUAUUAUUUCUUGGGCAGGAUGCUGGGAAAGGCCCUGUAUGAGAACAUGCUUGUAGAGCUGCCAUUUGCCAGCUUCUUCUUAUCUAAGUUGUUGGGCACAAGCGCUGACGUAGACAUUCAUCAUCUGGCCUCUUUGGAUCCUGAAAUGUACAAAAAUUUACUUUUCCUAAAGAGCUACGAAGGAGAUGUAGAAGAACUUGGGUUAAACUUUACUGUGGUUAAUAAUGAUCUUGGAGAAGCACAGGUGGUGGAGCUGAAGCUGGGAGGAAAAGAUAUCCCUGUAACAAGUUCCAACAGAAUCGCUUACAUCCAUCUUGUGGCUGACUACCGCCUGAACAAGCAGAUCCGCCAGCAUUGCCUGGCAUUCAGGCAAGGUCUUGCCAAUGUGGUCAAUUUGGAAUGUCUGAGGAUGUUUGAUCAGCAGGAAAUUCAGGUUUUGAUUUCUGGGGCACAGGUUCCAAUCUGUCUGGAUGACCUAAAGUCCUUCACAAACUAUUCAGGAGGAUACACCGCAGAUCAUGCAGUGAUUAAAAUCUUCUGGAGAGUUGUUGAAAAUUUUACAGAUGAAGAAAAGAGAAAACUACUGAAAUUUGUGACCAGCUGUUCCCGGCCACCAUUACUAGGUUUUAAAGAAUUAUAUCCUGCAUUUUGUAUCCAUAACGGAGGGUCUGAUCUAGAACGACUGCCCACAGCAAGCACCUGCAUGAAUCUCCUCAAACUUCCAGAGUUUUAUGAUGAAAAUCUAAUGAGGAGCAAACUGCUUUAUGCUAUAGAAUGUGCCGCUGGCUUUGAGUUGAGCUGAGUUGGGAUUUUAUUCAAGAUGAGGGAAUGAAAACUGGUGCCUCAAUAGAAUUCCCCAUCAAGUGGAGAUGUUUCAGGAAUCCAGGCAUUAUCACAUCCAGUCGAUUUUUUAAAAUCUGCAAUAGAUUGGCAUUGCGUAAGAAUUUCUGUGUGUCAGGAACGAUGUUCCAGAAAGAGCAGUCUGCAGAAAUUACCAAAGAUGAAGAUUUGGCUUAGUGCUGUUUGGAUGGAAAAUCUCCAGAAACUGGCAAUACGUUUACACAACUCGCGGACUGGUUGCUUAAUGGCUUAUAACAGGGUCUGGAUCAUUUAGAAGACAAACGCAUCAGAACAAAGGGAUGUGAGAGGCGCAUUAAAGCCAAUCCUCUUUCUCCUGCAUCAGAAAAUAGUACAAGUAUUUUAACUGUUUACACUGUGUUUGCUUCACUACUGGCCCUAAUGGCUGGUAAACAUAAAUUGUCAUUUAUAGUAUUUUAUUUCUUCUUUGGAAAGGUUGGACUAUGAGUUUUAAGUGCUUCUGUACAAUGUACAUCAUGAUGAAUAGGAUACAGUUGUGAAUAUAAAAAUAGCUUUUGCUUCAUUUCUCAUUACUGUACAGUUUUUUGUUUGUUUCUUUUGUAUCCGUAUGGAGGAGAUUAAUCAAUUAAUCAUUAACAUCUAUUAAAUAUUAUUUCAAUCCAAA